Messenger RNA from Trichomycterus rosablanca, 942 nucleotides. RefSeq names its product odorant receptor 131-2-like. Gene Ontology annotation, molecular function: olfactory receptor activity; G protein-coupled receptor activity; odorant binding. The record is from RefSeq and is a predicted model, not a curated record. Gene Ontology annotation, biological process: detection of chemical stimulus involved in sensory perception of smell; G protein-coupled receptor signaling pathway. The transcript is spliced from 2 exons. Bases 1 to 942 code for a protein of 313 amino acids. Gene Ontology annotation, cellular component: membrane. Lineage: Eukaryota; Metazoa; Chordata; Actinopteri; Siluriformes; Trichomycteridae.
AUGAACACAACAGACCUACUUUGGACCAUGGACAACUAUCAGGAAGCUUUCACAAAAAACAUUUUAAUUGUUUUUUUAGCUGUAAUCAUUAAUUUCAUAAAUGUGAUGUUAGUGAUCACUUUCUUUCUAAAUCCAGUGUUUCACAGCGAACCCAGAUACGUUUUAUUCAACAAUCUUGUAAUCAAUGACAUCCUUAUGAUUUGCAUAUCAGUGUCUUUGUAUGUUUUAAUAUAUGCAGUCCCUAAUUUAAAUGUUUCUGUUUGUUGUACACUAUUAGCAAUAGCAUCAACUAGUUUUAUGAGCACUUCUUUAAAUUUGACUGGUAUGGCAUUAGAACGUUACAUUGCCGUCUGUAAACCACUGCACCACUCACAGAUCUGCACACUGAAGAGGACGUAUAUUGUCAUCUGUUUGAUAUGGGGGGUUGGAGCAAUUCCUGCAUUGGCGGACAUCAUCAUAAUUGCUUUAAUGAAGCCCUGGUCUUUUUUUAAUUCUUUUAUCUUCUGUCAACCAAUAGUUAUAUACAACACAAAGUAUCAUACACAAAGAGCAAUUGUCACACAGUCCCUGUACUUGUUUGUGGUGUGGAUAACUUUGAUCUAUACUUACGUUAGAGUUUAUUUCAUAGUCAAAAGAUCCUCAUCAAGUCAUCAUCAAAGUUCAGCCAAAAAGGCCCGAAACACAAUACUUUUGCACGGUGGUCAGUUGCUCCUCUCUAUGUGUUCUUAUUUGUCACCUGUCUUGGAUAAGCUGUUAAUUCCACUUUUCCCAACUCAUCGAUCUAAUAUAGCUUUCUUUACCUAUCUAAUUACAAACAUUGUACCUAGGCUCCUGAGCCCCCUAAUUUAUGGAGUUCGAGACCAGAAGUUUGCAAAAUAUAUCAAAAGCUACUUUACUUGUAAUGUGGUUAGGUUAAAAUUUAAAUCAGCCAUACUAGGUUAA